AUGCAUUUCUCCGGCCAAUCCGUCUACCUUGGAGUGACGUUCCUGUCAUCCUCCACUGCUGUCCUGGCAGCUGUUCAGCCAUGGGGACAGUGUGGUGGCAUGAACUUCAAGGGUGAUACCGCCUGCGCUCCAGGAUGGACUUGCAAUAAGUUCAACGACUGGUACUCGCAGUGUAUUGGAGGCAACAUGAACCAGCCAGGACCAGUUGCUCCUCCUCCUGCUGUUCCUCAGCCUUCCAACGACUCUGCGCCUACUCUUUCCAGCGUUAUCGUUGAGCCCACUCCCAACGCCACGAUCCCAACUGGACGUCCCUCGACCAUGAUGACGCUAAUCGCCACCGGAUCUCCCAUUGCUAAGCCUGUCGCUGUCAGCUCAAGCCCUGCCGCCGCUCCUAUCAAAGCUUCUUCUUCCAAGCCCGCCGCCGCAAAGCCCACCAGCAACGGUGCCAAUGGCGUCAAGUGCUCUCUCGAUGCAGCCUUCAAGGCCCACGGCAAGAAGUACCUGGGCAACAUCGCCGACAGCAACCUUCUCUCGAACACCGUGAACGCUCAAAUCCUCAAUGACAACUUUGGUCAACUCACCCCUGAGAACUCCAUGAAGUGGGACGCCACUGAGGCCACCCAGGGCAAGUUCACUCUAGACAACGCCAACGUCCUUGUCGACUGGGCUACCAAGAACGGAAAGCUGAUCCGUGGACACACUACUGUGUGGCACAGCCAGCUGCCUACCUGGGUUAGCUCUAUCACCGACAAGACGAAGUUGGAGGAGGUUAUGGUUGCCCACAUCAAGAAGCUUAUCGGCACAUACGCUGGCAAGGUCUACGCAUGGGACGUAGUCAACGAGAUCUUCACCGAAGAGGGUGGUUUCCGCUCGUCCGUCUUUUACAACGUUCUCGGUGAAAACUUCGUCAAGAUUGCAUUCACCGCCGCCCGUGCCGCCGAUCCCGCCGCAAAGCUCUACAUCAAUGACUACAACCUUGACUCCCCCGCGUACGCCAAAACCAAGGGCUUUGCCGCUAACGUCAAGAAGUGGGUCGCCGCCGGUGUCCCCAUCGACGGCACAGGUUCCCAGUCCCAUCUCGGCGGCAGCUGGCCCAUCCAGGAUGUGCCCGCCGCGCUGAAGAUGAUUUGCGCCGACGUCAAGGAGUGCGCAAUGACCGAGCUCGACAUCAAGGGCGCCAGCCCCACCGACUUCACGACUGCUGUCGGCGCCUGCCUGGACGAGAAGAAGUGCGUUGGUGUCACUAUCUGGGGUGUCAGUGACAAGGACAGCUGGAGGAAGGGCGAGAACCCAUUGUUGUUCGACCAGGGUUACAAGGCUAAGGAGGCGUACAACGCGCUUUGCACGCUCUUGGCUUAGACCGCAAAAAUCAGGGGAGGAGGAAUUUUGUUUUUUGUAUAUAAUGGGUCUCGCGGUUGAGACCUGAUUACUUUUUUUUUACUUCUUAGAGGCGACGAGGAUGACUCGGUUCGCAUUUACUUCAAAAGUGUAAACAUAAUACACUAUUACUUGAGAGCACUAUGCUCGAAGUGUUC
This is a messenger RNA of Parastagonospora nodorum SN15, 1535 nucleotides long. RefSeq lists its product as hypothetical. Gene Ontology annotation, cellular component: extracellular region. Bases 1 to 1359 code for a protein of 452 amino acids. The record is from RefSeq and is a predicted model, not a curated record. Gene Ontology annotation, biological process: carbohydrate metabolic process. The transcript is spliced from 3 exons. Lineage: Eukaryota; Fungi; Ascomycota; Dothideomycetes; Pleosporales; Phaeosphaeriaceae. Gene Ontology annotation, molecular function: cellulose binding; hydrolase activity, hydrolyzing O-glycosyl compounds.